Messenger RNA from Notolabrus celidotus (New Zealand spotty), 9129 nucleotides. RefSeq names its product serine/threonine-protein kinase WNK1-like. NCBI's taxonomy places the organism in Eukaryota, Metazoa, Chordata, Actinopteri, Labriformes, Labridae. Bases 668 to 6484 code for a protein of 1938 amino acids. Gene Ontology annotation, cellular component: cytosol; cytoplasm. Gene Ontology annotation, biological process: negative regulation of sodium ion transport; intracellular signal transduction; monoatomic ion homeostasis. The record is from RefSeq and is a predicted model, not a curated record. The transcript has 28 exons. Gene Ontology annotation, molecular function: protein serine/threonine kinase activity; potassium channel inhibitor activity; chloride channel inhibitor activity.
UUGGAAAAACCCGUUUCUUCGUCAAUAUGUAUGAAGCCACUGCGCCGCCUGUUUGUCGGUGCACCCUCAACCUCUUACACGGAUGUUCAUCUACACAGUCUGGCGACGUUUUGGGAUAAUACAGCUACAUGUGUUUUUUAUUUAACACACGAGAAGGAUUCACCAUUUCAUCAUCGAUGGUUGACAGUUGUGUUGUGGAUACAAUGCAGUGAAACUGGACCGGAGCAGAUUCAGUUUCUGGCAAUUCUCCCUUUGCCAACAGUAGGACAUUUGGUUCCUGUGGAAGGCUGUGCGUGUGUUUUCCUCAACAGUAAUUCCCUAUGCUCAGUAGAAGCUGCACCCUGUGUCUUACAGGAUGGAUGAUGUGGACUUAAAGAGACCUGUGAAUCUUCUUCAGCACUCUGUUUUCAGCUGUGGUGUUGAAUCUUUUACCGUAUAUAAGAGAACACCUCCCAUCCUACACCUCCAGUCCCUGGACUCUAUAAAUAAAGACUGUCUUUAGGACAAGAGAAACAGAAGGCUGAGAUAGAAGUUGCAAAACUUUAUCUUUUUUCUUUUUAAAGAGUUGACCAGCACUGCUAACAUAAGCUUAUAUGAAAGACAUGGAACUACCUUUAUUUUAAUUUUUCAGUUAUUGUACCCCCUUUCUCUUGGUGUGGGUGGUGGGAUGUCGGAGAAGCCAGACAACAAAAUGGUGAAGUUCCUUGCUCCCCCUCAGAAGAGUGGAAAUGGCCCCAGUUCUGGUUCAGAUUCGAUGGUGAAUGAAGGCCGGCCGGCAGAAGUGAGACGCCGGCAUCACACAAUGGAACGUGACAGAUGUAACCCCGAACACCGCUUCUUACGUCGCAGUGUCAUCAGUGAUUCCAAUGCAACAGCAUUGGCCCUACCUUUACCCAGCAAGAUCCCUAUCCCUGCACCCCAAAGGGUUCAGCUACGGGAGACCGUUCCCCAACGGCAACAGGCAGCUCCCUCUGCUCAUUUGCCGAGGGCUGAACCAAGCUUAGCUCUUAAUGAGGAGUCUGCUGUCAGUGGAAGAGGACAAGAAGGAAAAGAUAUAAAAAUAGCAGAGGUGAAUGUAGUGCCUUCAGAGCAGGAGCCUGCCAUUGUACAAGAUAUCUUUGAUGGAGAAGUGGUGGUAGCAGCCCACUCGGCACCAUGCUUGGGGACGGAAGUGCCGAGCCAAACAGAACCCGAAAGCACUACUGAGGUGAAGGCACAUCAUGAAGAAGAAAGCGAAGAUGGAGAUAAGGAGUCUGCAAAGGCCCGAGCAGAGGCAGAGCAGAGAGAAGCUGAGAAAAGAGUCCAGGAAGAUAUUGAAGAGGCAGAGACCAAAGCAGUGGGAACAUCACCUGAUGGCCGUUUCUUGAAGUUCGAUAUUGAAAUUGGACGUGGCUCCUUUAAGACUGUCUACAAGGGCUUGGACACGGAGACCACGGUGGAGGUGGCCUGGUGUGAGCUACAGGAUCGUAAGCUGUCAAAGACUGAGAGGCAGCGCUUUAAGGAAGAAGCAGGGAUGUUAAAGGGUCUGCAGCAUCCCAACAUAGUCCGCUUUUACGACUCCUGGGAGGGACCAUCCAAAGGCAGGAAGUGCAUUGUACUGGUCACUGAACUCAUGACGUCUGGAACACUCAAAACAUAUCUGAAGCGGUUCAAGGUGAUGAAAAUUAAAGUGCUGCGCAGCUGGUGUAGACAAAUCCUCAAGGGGCUUCACUUCCUACACACUCGGGCUCCCCCCAUCAUCCACAGGGACCUCAAGUGCGACAACAUUUUCAUCACAGGACCAACUGGAUCUGUGAAGAUUGGAGACUUGGGCCUGGCCACACUAAAGCGUGCAUCAUUUGCCAAGAGUGUUAUAGGUACCCCUGAGUUCAUGGCGCCUGAGAUGUAUGAGGAGAAGUACGACGAGUCAGUGGAUGUGUAUGCCUUUGGAAUGUGCAUGCUGGAGAUGGCCACCUCAGAGUACCCUUACUCAGAGUGCCAGAAUGCUGCACAGAUCUACCGCAGAGUUACCAGCGGUGUAAAGCCAGGCAGCUUCGACAAGGUGGCCAUCCCUGAGGUAAAGGAGAUCAUCGAGGGAUGUAUUCGCCAGAACAAAGAUGAGAGGUACUCAAUCAAGGACCUUCUGAACCACGCCUUCUUCCAGGAGGACACAGGGGUGCGUGUGGAGUUGGCAGAGGAGGAUGAUGGAGAGAUGGAAGCUAUCAAGCUGUGGUUGAGAAUUGAGGAUGUGAAGAAACUUAAGGGGAAGUACAAAGACAACGAAGCCAUUGAGUUUUCCUUUGACCUCAACAAAGAUGUUCCAGAGGAUGUGGCUCAGGAAAUGGUGGAGUCUGGUUAUGUGUGUGAUGGUGACCACAAGACGAUAGCGAAGGCCAUCAAGGAUAGGGUGUCUCUCAUCAGCCGCAAGAGAGCACAGCGGCAGCAGGUCAGAGAAGAUCAGGAAAAGAGAAGGCUAGAGGAAGAACAGCAGAAUCAGUUGCCGCCUGCACAACAACCAGGUCAGCUGUCAAGCUCUGAGGUGCCCCAGUCCCAGCCAGUGCUGCAGCCAGCUUCCUAUGUCCCUCCACAACCAACACAACACAACACACAGAUGUCUGCCCAACCCACGCCUCAGCAGAGCAUUCAGAGCUCCAACUACAGCACUUCUCAAUCAACCCAACUGACCGGCAUGCCACAAGGAAUCCCUUAUGUCCCCCAAACAACUGGACAAGUACCAGCUCCAGUCCAGGUUCUGAGUGUGGCCCCAGUCCAGCCAGAGUCAGAGGAGCCUGAGCCUGACCAACAUCAACAACUACAGCACACUGCAGGAGUCGGUCACUCAGGAGACAGACUAUCUGGGCCCAUCCUUCAUGAAGCCCUGCCUCCUCAAUCUGAAAUACCACAUAACUCCUCUUCAAGCCAGCACCUUCAGCCCCAGGUGUCCUGCACGCCAUCGCAAAAUGACCAAACGCAACAGCAGCCGUUGUCAGUGGUUCAACCUCAGUUGCAAGGAGGCCAGCCUGAAAUUGUUCCAGUUGCACCUGGCAGUCAGUCCGUUCCAGGGGCCCCUCCACAGUACGGAGUUUACUACCAACCAUCGCUUCCCCCUCAGAUUCCCACGCAGCAAGUGAUGAUUCCUCCCUCCUCACAGCCGUCCCCCCCCAAACAGCAGCAACAUCUAGAGAGCAGCACUCCCCUUCCAAACAACGUUCUGACGCAGGGACAGACUGCAGCGCAACAGCUACAGGCCCCUGCAAAUGUUUCUCAGUCCUUGCCAGCCGAGCAGCCUGCAGGAUCCUCUGCUCUUGUGCCUCCGUCUGUGGAGAGCUGCCUGUCAGAUGCAGCUUCAGGUCUCAGCGAUGGCAAUGAUGGAAGUUCUACAUCUGGAGGUCGCCAUGAGGGGCGCUCACUGAAGCGGCAUCAGCGGCGAUCUGUGCGGAGCCGUUCCCGCCAUGAGAAAACUUCAAGGGCCAAGCUGAACGUUCUUAGCAUCUCUAAUGUAGGAGACAGAGUAGCAGAGUGCCAGCUGGAAACUCACAACAGGAAGAUGGUCACAUUCAAAUUCGACCUUGAUGGUGACAAUCCAGACGAGAUUGCACAGAUCAUGGUUGCGAGUGAGUUCAUCCUAGAGAGUGAGAGGGAGUCCUUCAUCGAGCAGGUCCGUGAAGUCAUAGAAAUGGCUGAUGAAAAAGGAGAGGGCAUGAAGGAAGGCUUCCCUCAGCUUCAUAAUCAGCAACAAGCUGAGCUGUCUGUUCCCAUGCUACCAGGCAUUUCCCCCAGUACCACCGCUCAGGUUGUGCAUUCAGCGGGACGAAGGUUCAUUGUCAGCCCAGUACCGGAGUCUCGUCUUAAAGAACAGUUCUUCGGCGCUCCCUCUGCGAACACUUCCUUUGGAGACGAAUUUGGUCCAGCUCCGAUGUCUUUGGGCCUUUCUCUAUCUGCUCCCUCUGGAAUGCUGCAGCAAGCUUUCAGUAAGAUGAAGCAGGAACAUGUAGAGAGAAGCAGCACCCUUGAUCCUCCUGCUGCUGAGAAACAACCAGAAACUAAACCGUCCACUGAGGCUGCACUCGCUCCUAGCUCUAACAAUGUCCUGCCUCCUCCCGAAGCUGCUGCCUCCACGAAUAUCUCUACAUUUGCUGCAACGUCCUCGCCAUCAUCUUCAACUGGGAGGGUUUCUCCUCCACCCGUGUCCACUCAGUCCCAAACUCCAGCUCCUGUCACCACUGAUCCCAGCCCCCCUCCUCAUUCUCUCCAUGAAGCAGCCCCCUCACAGCUGCCACCAGCUGCAAACAUCCCUCCCUCAGCUUCCACAAUUUCUCCUCCAUCCGCGCAGACUUCCGUCCCUGCAGUAGCUGGGCCUCAGCCGAGCAGCAGCUCUGCCUCCUCUGCUGCUAAUGUUGCACCCAGCAGUACAAACACUGUCCCUGCUACAUCUUCUCAGCCUAUUAAUUCAUCCACCCAGGGUCAACCUGUCCCCAUUUCUACCCAGCCCCCUCCUCCCAAUCAGAGCCAGGGCCAGCCUCAGCCAGCAGAGUCAGAGGGGGCUGAUCUCCAAGCCAAAGCUGCAGGCAGGGAUGAUAUCCAAGCUCUCGAUAAGAAACUACGGUCACUCUUCAAAGACCAAAGCUCUGCCUCCUCUACAUCCAUGGACCCCGGUCAGAGCACGGGCACAUCCUCUCCUCCCACUGGUACUUCUUCGCCUCCGCCUGGAGCUGCCCUGAUGCCUCCGUCUAACCUUCCCCUCACCUCUGGAGUGCAGGGUGUUCUGGGCCCCUCCACCACCCCUGGACAGGGAAUCACCCCUGCAGGACUUGCACAGACACCUCCGACUAAGCCCAGGGCACAGACUCUACCUACUGGAUUUGAUCAAGCUGCUACACCUCCUUCUGAUCUUGUACCCCCAUUCCCUGGACCAAAUCAGUCACAGCAACCCUUGGGUAAUUUGGACGCUGAAUUGAGGAGAGCUUUGAGCCCAGAGACUGUUCAGGAAGGCAACAGAGUCCAGGCCCCAGCGGCAGGUUUCACUCUUGGACGUUUCCAGGUGUCUGUUGCCAGUGAUGGCACAUCUGGUAGUGCUCCACAUCCCUCAAGCAUUGUGUCCUCUUCUUCACUGACCCCAUCCUCGACCUCCUCGUCCUCUUCAUCCACAUCAUCCUCCUCACCCUCAAGUCCAGAAAACACCCUCCACCGGUCAUCCACUCUGUCCAAAGACCUUUGUGAAACCGACGCUGUAAAUAGAGCCUCAUCGCUCCUCGCUGGUCCCGCCGGUCAGUCAACCACUAUUGGCCGCUUCCAAGUAUCCUCGAGCACCAACGCCACAUCUGAACCAACCGCUGGCUCCAAAGUGGGACGAUUUUCCGUCACAGUGACCCCCGCCCCUGCUGCAGUCUCCAGUCCCCAACAUGGCUCCAGCAUGCAGAACGGGCCCUCAUCUUCAACCUCUGAUGCUCCUAACCCACAUGCCCACUACAGUAGUGACAAGGAUGACUCUGAGUAUGAGGACGAUGCUUUACAGAAAGAAAUCAGCCGUCUACGAGAAAAACAUAUGAUGGAGAUCCAGUUCUUGCAGACCAAACAGAAAGAGGAGAUCGAAGCCCUGUUCACACGGAUGGGGAAACCUCCUCCGCCCUCUGUUGUCUCCCCUGCUGUAGCCAUGGCAGGAGGUCGUCGUAGGCGCAAAAGCCACAAGUCUGCCCGCAGCAGUGGACAGCCUAGCCCCAAUCAUUCAGGUUCCCUGGCUUCAGUUCAAAAUCCUCACGGUUCACAGUCUCCUCCAAAGCAAAGUUCACCCUCAACAUCAGAAACUUCACAGACAGAGACCCGGCCGUCCUUACAGCUGCUCAGAUCCUCUCCAUCCAUGCCCAGCCUAAGUAGCUGCUCCACAGGAUCUGGUGGAAUCAGCUCCACAAACGGUUCAGGUCACUGCCAGAACCACUCAUCUUCGCUGACACAGGCAAGUGGACCCACUCCUCCGGCCUCCCAGACCCAGAAGGGCAAGGGCACCUUCACCGAUGACCUACACCAGCUGGUGGACAACUGGACUAGGGAAGCCAAAAGCCUAACCCAGGGCAAGAGAUGUCCUCGCACUGGAGCUCCAGCAACACUGGGGCAUGAUAUAAUCCCUCCUUCAAACAUGGGCCGUAAAUUCUCCGCCCCAGGGUACCUCUGCCCAACGCUUCCCACGCCCUCCAACACAACCUCCACCACCAGCACGGCACAUCUCCAGAAUCCGUCCAACCCCUCUGCCACUGUGGGGGCUCGUAAAGGCUCUCUGGGCCCUGUAGCCCAAGGCUUUGGAUACACCUCUCCCCCUUACAGCGCUUCUCAGUGGGCAGGACCCACAGGCACAUGCCAGGUCAGCAUGCUUAAUCCCCCACAGCCACUAACACAGUACCAGCCCCCAACGACAGCUUCGGUGUCCAUGCACCAAGGCUACCACAUGGGAUCCACGCCAGCCCCCCAUAAUUCAGUCACCCCGGGAGGGACCAACCUGAGGCCCACAUAACCCAGUCUAAGCCCUGGUCCAGGCUGUGAUGAAGGGCCACGUGGCAGACAGUAAUGAACGAGAACCACUAGCUCUCUUAGCUAGUUAGCUGGCUGGAUCUUGUGCAUUUUACUUUUAAUUAUACUUUUACUAUGUGUUUUUUUGUCUGUUGUUAAGUUCUGUGUGGUUCAAGUCCUCUCAGGCAGACUUAAUUCUGUCUGGCUAUUGGAGGGAGAGUGCAAUACACUUCCACAGCACAAGAGUCUCACACUUAGCCUGCCAUCAGCUGUGGAACAGAGCUGUGACGAGUCUGUUGGUUUUGUCCGAGGGUGUGACGCCCUAAAAAACAGAACCAACAACAGCCAAAGAUGUCUUUUCAGAGCAGACUUUGCAAUGUCCGCAUUCCUUAAAAGGGGGAGAGUAGGAGGGAUCUGGUUCACAGUCUUGGCGGUCCCUGACUUCUAGCAAAGUCUGGCGGCUGAAGACGGUUGAACUAAGGCGCCACAAACACACACAUUACUCAAAAUUCAACCUGGUUGUGUGACUUGGGAUGGAAGGUUAAGUUGUUUCAGAGUGUGAGGGGUAGCGUAGUGGGAGAUGGAGGGAACAUUCAGACUCAAAUAGAAUAGUGAAGUGAGGGGACGUGGAGUGAGGAGAAGAACGACACAGUAAGUUAGAUGGGAGUGUCAUGGUUGGAGUUGCAGUAUGAGUACAUCCCAGUGGCUACCUAUAAAGUAAAAUGCAAUAAUGGAAAGAGUAGUAAAAUUGUCCCUUGUUAACUGUGGCCUUAAUCCCCAAACACAUUUAAACAUACUGUACAUAGAUAUUCCUUCACUGGGUUAUGAUUCCAUGUUUAGCAUAUUCAUGUCCCUGUCAGAGUCUGGUGUAUCCAUACAGCUUUAUUAUCAAACAGAUUUACUCUUCACAUCAGAUGUGAAAGUAAGUUUGUCACAUAACAAAGCAUAGUCCUGGUGUUGACCACAGUUCAGAGUAUGAUACUUGAGAGGUGAUGCUGCUGUAAAUCUUAAUCUCAGUAGAGGGUGUUUCGUUUUGUUUGUUUUUUAUCACGUAAAGAAUGAAAUCUGAAGAAUCCCCUGUUGACCCCCUCAGUUAGUGCAGCAACGAAUCUGCUCAUCAUAUCAUACACAAUAGAAUAGCUUUGGUUUAUUUCAGUGUUAGCCUCCAACCUCUCCCAGUCUCUAACAGAUGGCACACAGUACACAGGCGAACAGGUUGUUAGUGAAUUCAUGUUGCAUAUAGAAUCUCUCUGCUCAUCUUGCCAUAACGUCUCAAAUCACAAGUGUCUGGGGUUCCUUCUCUGUGGUCUGUUUUUGUAUGCGUAUAUUUAAUAAAACAAAUGUUCUUUAUGGACCUGUAUUCAGCCAUCAGAUUUUGAUGUUGUUUCACUGUAAUUAUUAUUAAAGGUUGUUAAACAACAUGUAGUUAAAGGAAUAUAAAAAGUGCAAUUGCAGGGUGUGUUGUUAUUGGUAUCCUUCUCACCAUGCAGGAGUUAAUCCUGCCGUUUAAGCUCUUCUGUUUAUGACUGCCCUGCCCCCCUUUUCUAUUUAAUUGUAUAUAUGUUAAUGUGAGUAUAUGCUUUCAUAUAAUGCUCAGUCACCAGAGUAUGCUUGUGAUGACCCAUUCUUACAUGCACAUGCACUCGAACCUGUAAACAAGAGGAACACUUUAGUGCCUUGCAUCUUCACUAAUGACAAGUUCCAGAUUCAUUUAGUCCUGUAGAUGUGACUGUACCGCAGAAAACCAGUUAACCUGAAACCUGUGCACGACGUAAAACACAACACAAAUGUCACAUGGCCAGCUCAGAGGAUUUAACCCUCUGAACCAUCAGACGCCACACAAGACAGCAGAACAAAGAGCACACUGCGUAAUGCUGAAACUGUUUCUUUCCUCACUACAGUUGAAUUUGUGUUGUGUAAUAAUCAGCUGUGUAUUCAGAUUUUGGCUCAUGCGUACAUGGAAUUGGCUGACCUUUGUUUUGUGAAUUUCUCAUUGAACCGUUUAAUAGAAGCACUUGUUCAGGCAGUGAGUGAGUUGUAUAAAGGUUUGAAAUUGUCUCACGAGUGCCAUGCUGUCAUUGUGACUCUUCGCCUGCUCGUAGAUUGGAUGAGUAGUUAAACUUCUCUAGAGAAAAAUAAGUUACUGCAAUGCAGAAUAUGCAAUGUUUAAAGUUUUAAAGGGACUGAGGGGAAACGGAAACAUUUGCAUGCUGAUGAGGGUUGUUACUGACUUCAAUGUUUUUGAUAUUGGAAUAUUAGAAAUCUUUUCUUUCUUUUUUUUAAUCUUUGCCUUCUGAUUCAUCACAAAGUGUUGAUCUGUUCAGCUGCCAUUCAUUCAUUGAUAUCACAGGCACAACUUUAACUCUGACUAUCUGCGUAUGAUUUCUGCAUGACGGCUUCACGUUUAAUCUUAUAAAUGGAAACCAACUCACAACUGGCCACUGUACAGCACAAGCUUGACAAAGCUUAUGGUCCAUGUUUUAUCAGUAAAUAUCAGACGAUCGCACCGUACUGACACGCGUAGUAGUAUCUGUUGAACUCUUUAUUUCUGAUCCCUCCUUACUGAUUUCCUGUGAUUCUGUGUCUGUUUUGUGUCUGUUUUUCACAUUGUACAAAAUGUAAAAACAAAUAAAAAGAAAUAUCAAUUUA